UCCUUCUCAUUAAUCUUAUUUAUUCAUAUACGUAUGUUUUGUUAAUCAUUUUUAUUAAUUAUCGUUACGUAUUAUAUACAAAUAUUAUAUCGUUAGUACCUUUAUUAUUUAUUUAAAAAAUAUAUAGUACAUACAGUAAGAGACUUAAGUAUUUGUACAGUACAAUAUGUAUUUCCAUAUUCUUAUUAUAAAUACAAAUAUUUAAAUCCCCUACUGUAUAUAUAUCUAUCUAUCACUGUAGUACAAUCAAUUAUUAUUUAAACAAUACUGUAUUUGUUUAAACAUUACAUAGUUAUUAACUUACCUCCAAAAUAAAAUGACUGUAAUAUGAUAUUUCUAUUGAAGGAAAUUUCAUACUCGAAGUAGUUAUAGGUCUGUGAUGUAAGAAUGAGAAAUCGAGAGACUUUGAAUUACUGAGUCAGUUUUCUUUUCUAUUUCAACGAAUAAACAUAGAAGCCUUCUCAAUCUAUACUCGUAUGUUUGAAUAAUUAAUAUUUUCUAUUACUUUAUAUUUAUUUAAACAAUACAGCAUUUGUUUAAAUAUUAUAUAUUUAUACGUGUUGUAUUUUGAAUGUAAAAUAAUCUCGGGUCUUUCGUUCUGAAAUUUUCAACCAGAUGUCGUAUGUAAAUUUAUUUUAGAUAUUGCAGUACUUUGAAGCAUGUUUAUCGUUUUAUUUAUUUAUUUAUUUUUUUAUUAUUAUGGAUUAAGAGAAAUAUUUUUUGUUGACAACAGUUAAAUACAAUUAAAUAUUAAAUUAUAGUCCUAAUUUCUAAGCAUUCAUAAACAAGUUAUGUCAAUAUGCUUGCUCUUCAAUAUGGACAAUUUGGAAAUCAGUUAGGACAUGCAUUAUUUUCAAAACUGUCUGCUGAUAUGGAUGCUGAGAAAACUGGAGUGCCAUAUAAUGUUAAUUAUAAUUAUAUUGAAGAAGUAUUUGAUAAAUGGUUUUCUGGCUUAACCAAAGAUGGAAAACGAUUAGCGAGAGCAAUUCUUGUGGAUACGGAGGAAAAAGUUAUAAAUAAAAUAACUGAUAAUAAAUAUGAGAGCUGGACAUAUUGUACUAACAAUGCAUUUUAUCAAGCUGCUGGUGGUUCUGGUAAUAAUUGGGCAUAUGGGUAUAUGGAAAAAGGGAUUAGAUUUUAUGAAUUAGUAUCAGAUACUAUUCAAUGUGAGAUCGAGAAAGUAGACCAUUUGGAUGGUUUUCUUUUCCUUCUUAGUUCAGCUGGUGGAACAGGUUCAGGAAUUGGAAGUCAUAUCAUAGAAUUAUUACGAGAAGAAUACAAAAACAAAUCAUUUGUUAGCACAAUCAUAUUACCAUUCCUAUUUGGUGAAAUGAGUACGCAGAAUUAUAAUACCUUGUUAACUUUGGUCAAAUUUUUAGACAAUGCAGAUGCAGUUUUUUUAUUUGAGAAUGAAGAUAUUCAUCUUAUGCUUAAAAAUUUGUUAAAUGUAGAUGUUAAAUUAGAAGAUAUUAAUGAUGUAAUAUCUAAAAAUUUAAGCAUAGCUUUUCAACCCAUAAGUGAUAUGCAAAAUAAUUUACAUUCGUUAAUGGCCAAACUAGUUGUAGAACCAUGUUAUAAAUUUGCAACUAUUAAAUCUGUUCCAUUUUUGUCUAUAUUUCCUGAAUAUAAUACAACUAAUACAUGGCAGUCAUAUUUGUACCAAUUGAAACGAAUGCUCAAAAUAUAUUCUACCACCUGUAAUAUAAAAUGUAAAAAAACAAAAAAAUUAUCUCGUGCAUCAUGUUCUACACCAUCUUCAUUGUAUAGUCAUUCAAUAUCAAAUAUUUUGAUUACUCGUGGAAGUUGUACACAUAAAGACAUACAAACAGAUGAGUUACAAGAGAAAUAUUUAUAUGCAGACUGGAUUACAACUGAUCCAUUUACGCAUUUGCACCAACAACGACAUAUUCUAAAUCAUGACAAAGCCUUAGCUUUACUUUCAAAUAAUUCUAAUAUUUAUCAUCCAAUUAAUGAAGUACUAGAUAAAGCUUGGAAUUCUUAUAUACAUUCAGCCUUUUUACAUCAUUAUAAAAAAUUUGGUUUAGAAGACGAUGAUUUUUUGAGAACGUUUGUAAAAAUUGAAAAUGUAUUAAAAGAUUACAAGGAAUUAGAUGGAAAAUAGGCUAACGAUAAAUGACAGAAACCUAAAAUGAAACAAAUUAAAGAAAUUUGAUAUGAAAAGAAAAAGAAUUUCUAUAGUAUGUCUUUUGUUAAGAUGAAUAACCGUAUGUAAAUGUACAGGAAAAAGUGAGUUUGUAACGUGUUGUAAUAUUGAUUUUAUGUAUAAAUUUUAGAUAUAA
Vespa mandarinia (Asian giant hornet) is the source of this 2300-nucleotide messenger RNA. Its product is annotated as tubulin delta chain. Gene Ontology annotation, biological process: microtubule-based process. NCBI's taxonomy places the organism in Eukaryota, Metazoa, Arthropoda, Insecta, Hymenoptera, Vespidae. Gene Ontology annotation, molecular function: structural constituent of cytoskeleton; GTP binding. The record is from RefSeq and is a predicted model, not a curated record. Gene Ontology annotation, cellular component: microtubule.